AUGGUCGAUAAUCAUUCCGACCCCGUCCUUGACUCGCGAGACAGUGAACCGCUGCUGGGUCGUCCCGGGGACGUCACCCAACGAUCUGAUGAGGGCAUUUACCGCAAUAUUUUCACAGGUACGAAAAGUCCUGGAGAUCAGUGUCUUCAAUACUCCAUGCUAACUGCCCUUCGAUACAGGCACCGCCACUAUCGCGCAGGCUGGCAUUUGGAUUCAUUAGUCUGGCAAGGUGUGCUUUACCAGCCAAUCUCGUUGUUCACUCCCCAUCCACUCCUCGGCAUUUCGGGUCUUUUGCUUCAAGUCCAAGCAGCACUUGUCCUACAACCCACUGCAACCCCGCAACAGAAGCAGGCCGGCACUCGCAUCCACUAUAUAGUCCAACUACUGAGCGUCGUUCUGUUCCUUUCUGCCUUCACCAUCAUCGAGAUCAACAAGGGCACCCAUCCGCACUUUGUCUCCCCACAUGGGGUCCUGGGCCUGAUCACCGUGAUCAUCAUCGUACUCCAGGCUUUAGUGGGAGUCUUCCAGUACUUCGUGCCGGUCACGGUCUUUGGAAGCGUCGACGCAGGAAAACUGAUCUACAAAUAUCACCGCUGGAGUGGCUAUGUUUUGUUACUGCUGGAGAUGGCGACUGUCGUGGCGGCGACCCAGACCGGAUACAACCUAGCCGCGAUACAUAUUCCUCUCUGGGGCGUGCUGGUUUCGAUUGUCUUGGUGCUGGCGGGUGUGGGCGCCAGAAUCAAGAAGCACAAGCUGGGGUUAUAA
Penicillium olsonii is the source of this 765-nucleotide messenger RNA. NCBI's taxonomy places the organism in Eukaryota, Fungi, Ascomycota, Eurotiomycetes, Eurotiales, Aspergillaceae. The record is from the annotation of a GenBank genome assembly.